This is a messenger RNA of Pecten maximus, 10039 nucleotides long. Its product is annotated as SCO-spondin-like. Lineage: Eukaryota; Metazoa; Mollusca; Bivalvia; Pectinida; Pectinidae. The record is from RefSeq and is a predicted model, not a curated record. Gene Ontology annotation, molecular function: protein binding. Gene Ontology annotation, cellular component: extracellular matrix. The coding region runs from base 133 to 8667 and encodes 2844 amino acids. The transcript has 53 exons.
GGUUCAGCGACAAACGCUCGAACGGAUUAGAGGUAAAAUUCACCAUUUCGGUUUAUUUCAUUCCUAAAUAAACACAUAGUGAAUACACCAGAAAGGAAAAAAACUUAAGGAGGAGCUACCUCCCAGCUGACGAUGAAGAGUUUAGACGGGGCGAUGGGGCCCGGGCUUGUCUUCUGGACCAUUGUCCUUUUGAUAAGUACCUUUGUUCAAACUAGUGAGGGCAACAUCUGUGUCAAUGAUGUCGAAAAGACAGAAACAAAGAGAGCACUUUGCUCCCAAUUUAUGGACAUGAUGUUCAAUACCUCUGGCCAGCAAAAGUACUCAUAUCACUUGAAGGAAGGAACGUAUGACCCCGCAGAGUUAGUAGACAUACAAGCCGGCAAAAGCUCAACAGCCAUGUGUACCUAUGAAAGGUCAUAUAAAGAGAAAGUGUCAGGUUGCUGUGACGGUUGGAAAGGAGACUCAUGUGUUGAGCCUAUCUGCGGCGAUGAAUGUAAUAAUAACGGACAGUGUGUUGAGCCUUAUGUAUGUGAGUGUUACUCUGACUACACGGGUCACCUCUGCGAGGACAACAUUGCCGAAUACGACUACGCCCAAACAAAACAAUAUUGUUAUGGAACAGUCACCUGUCAUGGCGAUAAAGCUCCCGGUUUCAAUCAGUCUCUCGUCACAAAGGACGAUUGUUGUAAACUUGGCGGGAAAGGUUGGGGCGCACAAAAGAAACGAUGUGACGACUGUUCAGUUGUUGGAAACGAAGAAAACAUUAACCAGUCACAUGAUCCAGGGUUCCGAUCGUGCUUAAGUUAUGGAGGAGUAUACUACAGAACAUUUGAUGGCAAGCAAUACAAUUUUGGUGGAAAAUGUAAAUAUAUACUAGCUCGGGCGUCAGAACAGUGGCAAGUGGUCAUGCACCAAAUCAACUGUGAAACACCAACAGGUUGUAAAAAGAAAAUUGUUGCGACUGACAAUAGAGACAAUAAAAUUGAAGUGGAAGAUGGUAUCGUCAUCGCCAACGGACAGGUCGUGGAUAUGGUGGAACAAAUGGCUAGUCAAGUCCCUGGGAACGCUUACACUGUCAUGAAAAAUGGUGACUGGAUAUGGAUUAAAUUAGAGAAGGCAGGUUUGAGGAUAAAAGUGGACAAGAAAGCCACUGUGUAUGUUACCCUUGACAAGAAAAAUUCUGACUUGCUACCGCGUAUCGAUGGAUUAUGUGGAAACUCUAAUGGAAACCCUGACGAUGACUUCAUAACCCAGUCGGGUGCCGAUACGACUAGCCCAACAUCUUUCGGUAAUUCCUGGGUAUACGAUGACGACAAGUGUCCACUUUCUGGAUCGAUUCCAAACUAUUGUAAAAAUGACAGCAGUAAAAUUCGCGCUAUGGAGGAAUGUGGAAUAAUGAGGUCGAAUCUAUUUGCUGAUUGCAGAGCGAAGAUGGACUACCUACCAUGGCAUAAGAUAUGUGUGAACGAAUACUGUCAAACCCCCGAUGACGAAAAAGAUAUAUUUCGUUGUGAUGAAAUAGCGGCUUUUGCUAACGAGUGUGCUCAGCAUGGUGCAGUUACCGACUGGAGGAGUCGAGAUUUGUGUCCGAAGUCGUGUCCUCCUGGCCUUAUAUACAACGAAUGCGGUAGUUACUGUCCACGCUCCUGCAAUCAUAUCCUGGUUGAGACGUCCGAUACAUGCGCUAAAGAACAACAGUGCGUUCCUGGAUGCGAAUGCCCAAGCAACAAAGUAUUUCAGGAUGGCAAAUGUGUCUCUCCUUCCGAGUGUAACUGUCACUUCAAUCGCGUAACAUACAGCCCGAAUGCUACCAUGAAAAUGGACUGUAAUUCUUGUACAUGCAGUUCUGGCAAGUGGAUCUGCACAAAUAACCCUUGUGCACAAUCAGCCAGAGUAAACGGUCUGUCUCACAUUACCACCUUUGAUGGGAAACAUUACAGCCUUGAUCCGUCACCAUGUUUCUACGACUUUAUUAAGCCAAGAGAUCCAGAAGGGAGUAGCAGAACUGAUUUAACUGUGCAAGUUAAAUUCGACACCUGUCCAACAACGAGUCCCCAGAAGGGACGACACUGUAUGACAUCAGUGGUUAUCAAAUACAAAUCAACCAAAGUGGAGAUCCGACGGGACGAAAUAUCCGUAAAUGGUCAACUAUUAAACAACAGACCAGGUUUGUUUAAGUAUUUCUCUAACGACCUGGUUAUCGAACAAGCAACAACAAUGAUGAUAUCAGUGAGGGGAUUUGGAUAUAAUAUCUUCUACAAUGGACGAACAGAAUUGAUCGUGCGUCUGGAACGUCUAUAUGAAAAACAGGUGCUUGGAUUAUUCGGAAAUUAUGACGGUGUUACUGCAAACGAUUUUGAAACACAACACGGAAGCAUUGAGGCAAAGGGUUAUGAAUUUGCGCAUGGGUAUAAAGACUGUUUGGACCCAUCAAAGGAAUAUCACCACCCUUGUGACGAUAUAUCAAAGAGAAAAGAGGCCGAAAAUAAGUGCAAGCCACUCGUUGAUCACACAAUGUUUAGUAAAUGCAGUGAUCAUGAAGCUGCGAGUGUGUUUUACUCUCAAUGCAUUGAGGAUUACUGUGCUAGCAAAAGCCAAGAAGCUAACAAUACAGUCUGUGCUACCAUCGAAGCUUUUGCACUGAUGUGCACCAACAAAGACGAUCACAGCGCAGUGAACUGGCUUUCGGAUACAACAUUAGCCGAGAUGUGUGGUGGUUAUGCAGUAUGUCAAGGUGGAAGUGUCUAUACUGCCUGCGCUAGUAUAUGUGAAGGGUCAUGUCGUGAUGUUCAAGUCAGUGAUUCCACAUGUAUGGAAAUGUGUAUGCCAGGAUGUGUAUGUCCAGAAGGCCAACUCUUGAGUGAAUCGAAUGUUUGCGUCGAUAUCGAAGAGUGUGGAUGCUUUGACAAGUAUUCAUCCACAUAUAAAGAUGCCAAUGUAAUGACCAUUCAAGGCUGCACCAACUGUACCUGCAAGAACGCGAAAUGGGUGUGCGAUGAUGACCACUGUGAUGAUACCAUAUCGUGCCCAAAGAACCAGAUCUAUAGAAAAAGUUUGACUGCCUGUGAACCGACCUGUGCAACUUUGGGACGUCAAAUAUCUUGUGCAAAUGAUUUAACGUAUGAUGGAUGUGCCUGUCCGAAGGAUCUGUAUCGAACCCCAAACGGAACUUGUGUCACAAAGGAUCAGUGUCCAUGCCCACUUCAUGGUGAAUACUAUAGUCCAGGUGCUACAUUCGAAGAAUCCUGCAAGACAUAUCGCUGUAAAGACACACAAUGGAGUAUCAUAGCGAAGGAAGAUUGUCCAGCUGUGUGUUGGGCGUCCGGUGACCCUCAUUACCACACAUUUGACCAAAACCACUAUAAUUUCCAAGGAGACUGUUCAUACACAUUGGCGAGGGAAAAGAAUGGCGAUACGUUUGAUAUAACAGCGGAAAACAUUGGAUGCGGAAGUAAUGGUGUCACGUGUACAAAAUCAGUAGAGCUGACUGUAAAAGGUGGUUUGGUGGUAUCGUUGGUCAGAGGAUCACUCGUGAAAGUCGGUGAUACAACUGUGAACGGCCUACGCUACAAAACAUCCAGUAUCGAUGUAAUUGUAGAGUCACCAUGGGUCCGAGUAAUCAUUCCGGAUCAAGACGUUUCCUUGCUGUGGGAUAAUGGCACAAGGGUAUAUAUUUACCUGGGAUCCCAAUGGCGGGAGAGAGUGGAGGGUCUGUGUGGAAAUUACGAUGGGAUCGAUAAUAAUGAUUAUCAAUCUCAGAAUGGCAUGAACACGCAGGACGUCACUGAAUUUGCUAAUUCGUGGAAAACCAGUAGCGCAUGUGCAGAUGUAGUGAAUGAUAAGGGGGAUUUGUUGCCUUGUCAGGGUAGCCAGAGCAUUCGCGCUUCCUGGGCCGAAGAGUCAUGCAAAGUGAUUCGGGAAGGACCGCUUUUCGAAAAAUGUCGACAACACUCUAAUAUAGAAGCAGAAGAAAUGUAUCAAGAUUGUUUGACCGAUGCUUGCAGCUGUGAUAAAGGUGGUGACUGCGAAUGUUUGUGUACAGCGAUCGCCAGUUUUGCAGAGUUAUGCAAUGCCGAGGGCGUACAUGUUAAAUGGAGAACACCUCGAUUUUGUCCUAUCAUGUGUGAAGGAGGUAGACGUUACACGCCUUGUCGAUCGCCGUGCGAGCAAACAUGUGAAAAUAUAGGCAACGAACCAGAGCCGUACUGUAAUGAUACACAAUGUGUUGAAGGCUGCAGUUGUCCAGAGGGAUAUGUGGAAAAUGGGAAAGAUGGCGAGUGUAUGCCUGCAGACAAAUGUCCAUGCCGUUACCAAGGUGCAAUAUUUCCUGCAGAAUCAGUAAUACUCCAAGAUUGUAUGACUUGUACAUGUGUUGCCGGAUCGUUUCGAUGUGUGGGUGAGAGCUGCAAGCCUAACUGUACAGAGGAAGAAUUCACCUGUUCUGACGGGAAAUGCAUUUCAAAUAUAUACGAAUGUGACACAAUUCACGAUUGCAAUGAUGGGUCUGAUGAAAAUAACUGCACAUGCAGUACUGGCCAAUUCCAGUGUCGAAACGGACAAUGUAUAAAUGGAAACGAGGAAUGCGACGGCAUGAAAGAUUGCUUGGACUCGACAGAUGAACAAAAUUGUGAACAUCACUGUAAGGAUGAAGAGAAGAGUUAUAAAUGUCCGGAUGGAAACUGCAUCCCGGUGACGUUUCGAUGUGAUGAAGAAAAUGAUUGUUCUGACGGAUCAGAUGAAGCCAACUGUACAACCUGCGACCAACCAGGGAUGUAUCAGUGUACAACCACUCUGAGGUGCAUACCACCCUAUGUGUUAUGUGAUGGACAUGAUGAUUGUGGGGACGCGGAGGACGAGAUUGGAUGCACAACAACAACUACAAGGGUGACAACAACCACAACGCCAACCACCACUGCUCCAGAAACCACGUCUACUACUACAUCGACUGCACCUACAACAACGACCAUACCGACAACUACAGAAUCAACGACUCCCGAGGGAACGACAUCUACAACUACGGCUACCACUAGCACAGCCACGUCUACGACCACUCAAAGCACAACAACAGAAUGUGACAUCCAAAUGAUUUCUAAAGAUAACUCGACUGAGGUUGAUUCCAGCACUACUGAUGGAAACGGGAAUGGAUUGGAUGAAACAUUUGUUCCAGACUCUAACGUUUUAAAGUCAACAAUUAGAUAUACGAUAAAGUCUACCAAUGAUUACGUUAAGUUCUUCCAAUUUUCGGCCAAAGUAUGGAACGUCGCAAGUAUCCAAGUGUUUGUACUUGACAAAAACAACAAUCCAGUUGCUCCUAUCAAUACCCUAGAGGUGACAGCUUCCGAACCCUAUCCGAAAACGUUAAGUGUGAAUCUAGAUGGUGCUGUAGGUGUGACGUUGGAGAUAGUUCUUGAACCAGCAUAUGGCAGUCCUAGACUUGACGGCGUGACGUUUGUUGUUUGCUAUACACCAGCAACAACAACUUCAAGUGUGACCACAAGCACAACGCCAACGACAACGACUGCUCCAGAAACAACGUCUACUACAACAACGACAAUAACUGUACCCACAACAACAACUUCGCCGACAACUACAGAAUCAACAACUUCCCAGGAAACGACAUCUACAACUGCGGCUAGCACUAGCACAACCAUAUCUGCGACUACGCUUAGCACCACCACAGAAUGUGACAUCCAAAUGAUUUCUAAAGAUAACUCGACAGAGGUUGUUUCCAGCACUACUGAUGGAAACGGGAAUGGAUUGACUGAGGCAUUCGUUCCAAACUCUAACGUUUCAAAGCCGACAAUUAGCUAUACGAUUAAGUCUACCAAUGAUUACGUUAAGUUCUUCCAAUUUUCGGCCAAAGUAUGGAACGUCGCAAAUAUCCAAGUGUUUGUUCUUGACAAAAACAACCAUUCCGUUGCACCUAUCAACCCCCGAACGGUGUCAGUUUUCGGAUCCUAUCCGCAAACGUUAAAUGUGAAUCUAGAUGGUACUGUGGGUGUGACGUUGAAGAUAGUUCUUGAACCAGCAUAUGACAGUCCUAGACUUGACGGCGUGACGUUUGUUGUUUGCUACACACCAGCAACAACAACUACAAGUGUGACCACAGCAACAACGCCAACAACAACAACUGCUCCAGAAACAACGUCUACUACAACAACGACAAUAACUGUACCAACAACAACAACUUCGCCGACAACUACAGAAUCAACAACUUCCCAGGAAACGACAUCUACAACUGCGGCUAGCACUAGCACAACCAUAUCUGCGACUACGCUUAGCACCACCACAGAAUGUGACAUCCAAAUGAUUUCUAAAGAUAACUCGACAGAGGUUGUUUCCAGCACUACUGAUGGAAACGGGAAUGGAUUGACUGAGGCAUUCGUUCCAAACUCUAACGUUUCAAAGCCGACAAUUAGCUAUACGAUUAAGUCUACCAAUGAUUACGUUAAGUUCUUCCAAUUUUCGGCCAAAGUAUGGAACGUCGCAAAUAUCCAAGUGUUUGUUCUUGACAAAAACAACCAUUCCGUUGCACCUAUCAACCCCCGAACGGUGUCAGUUUUCGGAUCCUAUCCGCAAACGUUAAAUGUGAAUCUAGAUGGUACUGUGGGUGUGACGUUGAAGAUAGUUCUUGAACCAGCAUAUGACAGUCCUAGACUUGACGGCGUGACGUUUGUUGUUUGCUACACACCAGCAACAACAACUACAAGUGUGACCACAGCAACAACGCCAACAACAACAACUGCUCCAGAAACAACGUCUACUACAACAACGACAAUAACUGUACCAACAACAACAACUUCGCCGACAACUACAGAAUCAACAACUUCCCAGGAAACGACAUCUACAACUGCGGCUAGCACUAGCACAACCAUAUCUGCGACUACGCUUAGCACCACCACAGAAUGUGACAUCCAAAUGAUUUCUAAAGAUAACUCGACAGAGGUUGUUUCCAGCACUACUGAUGGAAACGGGAAUGGAUUGACUGAGGCAUUCGUUCCAAACUCUAACGUUUCAAAGCCGACAAUUAGCUAUACGAUUAAGUCUACCAAUGAUUACGUUAAGUUCUUCCAAUUUUCGGCCAAAGUAUGGAACGUCGCAAAUAUCCAAGUGUUUGUUCUUGACAAAAACAACCAUUCCGUUGCACCUAUCAACCCCCGAACGGUGUCAGUUUUCGGAUCCUAUCCGCAAACGUUAAAUGUGAAUCUAGAUGGUACUGUGGGUGUGACGUUGAAGAUAGUUCUUGAACCAGCAUAUGACAGUCCUAGACUUGACGGCGUGACGUUUGUUGUUUGCUACACACCAGCAACAACAACUACAAGUGUGACCACAGCAACAACGCCAACAACAACAACUGCUCCAGAAACAACGUCUACUACAACAACGACAAUAACUGUACCAACAACAACUUCACCAACAACUACCAAAUCAACUAGUCUGCUGACAACGACGCCGAAAGAAUGCCAGGAGACAAUGGUGAACCCAGAGGAAUUCACUCAGAGCACAAGCGACGGAGUGACAUAUCAACUAAAUGAAAUGUUGAAUAUUUCCAAACAAAGCAUUUACUAUGAGCCAAAAGACACAUUUACGUAUAUCACGUUCAGAUCAUAUUCUGCUUUGGUGUCUGAUGUCAACAAAAUUACUGUUUCUGUGCUGGAUAGUCAUGGUGACCCAUUGAAAUCGUUUGACAUGCCAGUUGAGAAUGAUGGCAGGGUUGUGGUACCAUUGGAAGACACAAAGGGCGUGGCGUUGAAGAUUGAACUCCAAGCUGGAUCAUAUUCUAACAUGACUUUAAUGCUUAUAGAAUUACUCGUUUGCUUCCCAACAGCUACCGCAACGUCACCGGUUACAGAGACGUCCUCCACCACUACGACAUCAACUACAACAACGACAACUACAACAACUACACCACCCACAACGACUGCAUCAACGAGCCCAACAUCCACAACUAGUAGUCCGCCAACUACUUCCACAAGUCCGACAACGACAAUUACCACGGAAGAAUGCCAGGACACAAUGGUGAACUCAUCCUCAGAGGCUUUUAUUCAGACCACGAGCGAUGGAGUGACACACGAGUUGAAUGAAAAAAUUGAUGUAAACCAACGAAGCAUUUACUAUGAGCCAAAAGACACAUAUACAGAUAUAAUAUUCAGAACGUUUGCUGCUUAUUUGACUGGUGUCAAACUCAUUACUUUGACUGUCCUGAAUAAAUAUGGCGCCACAGUGAACUCGUUUGACGUAGUAGUCCGUAAUAAUGGCAUGGUUGUGGUACCAUUGGAAGACACAGAUGGAUUGGCGUUGGAGAUUGAACUCCAAGCUAUACAAUAUUUUGACGCGAGUUUACUGUUUGAGUACUUACACGUUUGCUUCCCACCAGCUACCGCAACGUCACCGGUUACAGAGACGUCCUCCACCACUACGACAUCAACUACAACAACGACAACUACAACAACUACACCACCCACAACGACUUCAUCAACGAGUCCAACAUCUUCAACGAGUAGUCCGCCAACUACUUCCACAAGUCCGACAACGACAAUUACCACGGAAGCGUCAUCAACUGUUACCUCUUCUCCUACAUCGACUAAAGGGACAACAUUAAGUAGUACGCUAACCUCAACUCCAACUUCCACAACCGCAAGUGAGUAUUUAAAUGUUGAAAUCUAAAUAGAUAUUUAAAUGUUAUUUCAGCAGGUAUGAAGAUCAUCAUGAAGACGAAUGGGAAGGGACUGGUAAGUAUUAUUAUUAAAUAAUAAUCACAUACUUCCAAACAAGGACUUUACCGCAACGAAAGGAGUGAUUCAGCAUUUAAUUACCAAUCAAAAAAUAAAAAAAAAAACUAUAAAAAUGCGAGGUAUGUUUCGAUCCUUUGGGUUUAUGAAGAAAUGCUGUUUAAAGCAUUAAGAUAUGCUGCAAUCAUCCUUUUAUAGUAUGUUGUUAACAUCGAUUGUUUUUCUUCAUGAACAUAAAUUCAGGUUUCUUUUCAGCACUGAGACAUUAUAUCGAUAAUAUAUUUCAAAUGAAAACUGUACCAAUCUAUGAACGUACAAUGACUUUGCCUUUUAGAAAGAAAUCUCUUUGUCAUCACGGAAGGAACGAAAGAAGGUAAUACUAUUUUGUAUGGAACACUUUUGCUUUAUAUAAGUUGUGCUUCUAGUAAAAUUUCUUUCAGCUGAUAUUUACAUUCAACGCAUACAGUACUAAGAUGGUGUACCAUCAAGCUGCGGAGAAAGAAGGCUGUGGUAAGGAAUGCGUUUGUACGAAUUUAAACCUGUAAGAAAUAUAUAUAUGUUUAAACUGCUUUGUUUGAUACAGCAAAGAGGUAAGUAUCUAAGAGAAGCUGUCGGCGCCCAAUGAAAACUGUCUCCCAACGACUGCGUAACAUCAAAGAAUGAAAACCGGAAAGGUAAGUAUUGAUAAUCUUGUAGCAAACAUAAAAAUUAGGUAUCUAAUUCCAAACAAUUUGGUAACUGAUAUGAUAAGCAAUAUAAAAAGAUGCUUUUUGUUUUAGAAGAUGUUCUGUUUUAGAUGAUGCUUUGUUUUAGAAGAAGUAAACAUAUGAAUUUGCCUUGUGUUUGGCAUCUGCAAAAAGUCAACUCAUCGAAAUGGAACCGGCCAAAAGAAGUUCGAUUACAUGGUUCUGUUCCAUCGGCGCCCGAUGUCUCUCUGGAUCCGAGCAUGACAUGACCUGAACCAAUGGCUAUACCAGUUGACGUCUAACCAUAUAUUAACUGAUUGGAUCCUGUAUUAGGGAGCUGGUAAUAACAAUGGUUGGAUGAGGAGUAACAGUUGCAGAUUUACAUGUCAAAGGAACUGAUGUGUUAUUGGGUGGUCGGGCAGCGUAGUGUUGAUGUGCUAGCCUUUAGCCUAGGUAUAGGGGUCACUUGCCCGACCACGUGGGUUUUCUCCGGGUACUCCGGUUUCCUCCCACACUGACCCCACCUGAGUGUCCAUUUGGACCAACAAACGCGAUCAAUAUCAAUGAAUAUUAACAUGUUUCGUAAUUAACGUAAAAUAAAUAACGUUUAUAAUAUUAUAA